Messenger RNA from Fusarium redolens, 2502 nucleotides. RefSeq lists its product as uncharacterized. NCBI's taxonomy places the organism in Eukaryota, Fungi, Ascomycota, Sordariomycetes, Hypocreales, Nectriaceae. Bases 284 to 2383 code for a protein of 699 amino acids. The transcript has 9 exons. The record is from RefSeq and is a predicted model, not a curated record.
CAAGACUGGGACAGGCGAAGGGAAGGGUCUAGAAGGUCUCUGCAUAUACAGCAGUGCGCGGCCCAGAACUAUCGACCUUACAUGGGAGAGAUAUGAGUACAGAAUAUCUGUUGUUGCCCAUACGUCUUCACGGCCGACUUCUAUAACAAGUAUAAAGACUUCUUCUUGUCCUAUCUCAUUGCUAAUCCCAACCUUGCCACCUUACUUUCCUAUACCUUCCCAUUGUCUAUCCAAAACCAUUCAAGCUUGCUAGACUCAUUAUACAAAGCCAUCUCGUAUCAAAAUGGCCCUCAAUCAACGGCAAGUCGAAAUCCUCACGAAGAGAGAGGACUUCGAUGUAGUCAAUCGUCUGUCUGGAGAGUCAAAGGGCUGUUUAUCUUCCAACUACCGAUGGGAAAACGUUCUCAUGCCAGCUCCCGUGGCGCUGAAUGCCCUCGGUGCUUGUGUUGUCGCUAUUGGCUCUAAGAAGGCUGACACCACUUUUACACCUCCCCAAAAAGGGUUUCUGUACCUAUGUGACUCUGCUGGGAGAUUCAAGCUCGAGAACAACCUCUCGAAGUGCGUCGACUUGGGUCGAUUUGUUUUCCUCGAGACCGAGAAACAGAUGGGCAGGAUGCAUAUGGUUUCUGAGAAAUUCUAUGGAACAUUUCAUAAUAUCUUUGAAACCGUUUCCAACCCUCAAGGUGCCAGAAUGCUGCUACGACGAGAGAUGGAAUCUUGGAACUAUGCAUCCUUGGACUGCUUGGAUUCCUCCAAGGAAAUUGACGGCAAGUUUAAAGACUGGAUGAACCAUGCCUGUGAGCUCCAUCGGGCCUGUGUCGAAGCAGAACCAACUUCAGAAGACCAGCAAGUCUUGAAGGAUAUCGAGUUAGCUGUUGCUGUGACGUCAAUUGACUACAAGCAGCAGAUUGCUACCACUCAAUGGGAGAAAUCCUUGGAAGCAGCAACUGAGGCAUUCAAAAGAGCUUCUGAUGGAUUCCCCAAGGAUUGGGAUAUCGUUGGUCGGCAGGUUGUCGAAAAGCUGGCAGACAGUUUGACCACCGCUAUGAACCAGACCAUGCCUACUCCAACUGCAAGUAAGCCCAAGGAUGCAGGAGACCCUGCUUACAAUCAGGUCGUGCGUGACUUGAUCUAUUGGGAGCUACUCAGCACUGCAUUUAUUGGCACUAAUGACGGUAUUGCUUGGGACAAGGCUGGUCAGGCUGCGACAUUCGCGGCGAAGAUGCUCGCCCAUUCGCAAAAAGCGUUCGGUUCUCUGGCCUCUGGUUCAGAGCCUAGUCAGCAGUACAAGUCCGCAUUGGAUUCCGUUUGCAGGAUUGCAAACGGAAUUGUGGACGAAUUAGAGCAAGCUAGCAAGUCUAUGGGAUACACUGCACCUAACAAGGACUCCGAGACGGUCAGAUCUUGGCAGAGGGACUUCCUUGGUAACUAUGCGACCGUGGUCACACUGAACGCUACCGCCAAGUCUUUCCUGGGAUCGACUGCGAACGGGAGCAUCGUGCCAAGCCAACGCGGUAACCCAGAUACCGAAAUGGCACAAGUUCAAGCCAAGACCGCCCAAGCCCAGGCAGUCGUCGAAUCAGCUACGACUAGGCUACACACUGCGUCUGAAGCACUGGCUGCAACCCGAGAGACCUACCAAAACUCCACUGGAAUUCUUGUUGAGCAGCAAGAGAAACUGAAUCAGGUCAACGCCAAGCUGGAGCGCCUGAAGAACUCUAGCCUGGAGAUGCACGCGAUCAAGGCCAUUCUGGUCCAGGCUAUCGCGACGAUGUUGAAGAUCAAGACUGAGAUCGUGAAUCUUGUGCGAUUCUUCAACGCUAUCUCGGUGGUCGUUCGAUUCGUCGCGGAAAAGUAUGUCAACCCGUAUGUUGAUAAUAUCAAGGCCGGCAAUGAUGGAGACAGGAUCGGGCCGUAUUCGAUGCUGGACUUUCAACGAAGUUCUGUCUUCAACAGCACCACUAUCAUCCGAUCCUACUUCUCUACCUUUGGCGACUACGCUUCUAUGUGGGCUCGGAUAUCGCCAAUGAGUCUCUUCCCAAUGCUGCGUUUGGUCGAUGAACUUUCAUCUUUCGGGGGUAGAGGGGAAGAUUCGAGAAUGACCAGUAGAAAAGCAAACGAGCUCCAAGAAUUCUCCAAGAGGGCGAUUGAUGAGAUUUUGAGGAGAGCGAAAGAUGGACAACCCAAGACUGUAAGAAACAUGGAGACCAGGUUGUCUGAGACCAACGAGAAGAAGCAGAUACUACCUUCUGUCUCCCCUGAGAUUGCCAAGGCCAUUGCUUUUGGCGCUGAGAACUCCAAGAGAGCUGCUCAGCAGGGUAUACGAACUGAAGCAGACCAAAGUCUUUUGACAAAGUCACUCGCCAGAGGAAACGGGUUUUGAGAGUCUAGAAGAAAUGUGAUUUCUCAUGACUGACUUUGAGUAAAAGUCUGAUGUUCCUGAAUAGGCCAUGUUCCCUUUCUUUACUUGGUGGGACGAAGCUUAAGAUAUUGGUUUGGGUU